AUGAAUGGGCCGCGUGCCUCUAAACGCGCGUUUCUUUGCGAACUGCCUUGUCUCCCGGCGGAUACGAAGGUCCGGUUUCUGGGCUGUGUGAGACAAUAUAAUGUCACUGAGGGUCAUCUCAUCCUCGAACACAAUUAUCUACGCGGUAAAGAAGAAGCCAACACAGUUCCGGUCGACAUCAAUGCUGUUCUUGAAGAUGUCACCUCGGAGGAGCUGCAUGUAGGCGCCUGGUUGAAUGUGAUUGGAUAUGUCAGAGACUGUCACUCGCCAUCUGCUUCUUUCUCCUCGAGUCAGCUUGACGCACAGUCACAGCAUUCAAACGACUCUUCGUCCGCCGCCAAAGUACCAAGCACUAUCCCGUCACGACCGGUGUACAUCGACGCGGUUUUAGUCUACCCAGCGGGCGCCAUUGCUCUAGGAGAGUACGAGCGAAUCUUACGCAAUCUGUUGGACGUGGAACGCCGUAUGCAGUUCGUUGGUUGA
This is a messenger RNA of Penicillium manginii, 483 nucleotides long. RefSeq names its product nuclear telomere cap complex subunit Ten1. The record is from RefSeq and is a predicted model, not a curated record. Gene Ontology annotation, molecular function: single-stranded telomeric DNA binding. Gene Ontology annotation, cellular component: CST complex. Bases 1 to 483 code for a protein of 160 amino acids. The transcript is spliced from 2 exons. Lineage: Eukaryota; Fungi; Ascomycota; Eurotiomycetes; Eurotiales; Aspergillaceae. Gene Ontology annotation, biological process: telomere capping.